CUGAAAACAAACACAGAACGACUGCAUCCACAUCAUUCCACUCCUCGAAGUGCAUCAGUGGCCGUUGAAAACUAGCUGGAGAAAACAAAAGACGGCGAUAUCUACAGGUCAGAAGCCAAAUUAUUGCUUAUCGCUUAAAAGUAUUCACUUUUGUAGAGAAAGAAACUGCCCUUGAUUAAGCAGAAAAUUAGUCUGUUAAGAAAUGCACAGCUGAGCAUAUUGACACACAAGUACUCGGACUAUGAAAGCUUUGAUAUUCAUAAUCAUGGUGGCGUCAUCACAUCUUCUACUACUGGAAGCUAAAAUUGGUCGGGAGUUUGUAUUGGAACCACCGAGACUACCUUCAGAUCUUAAUUUUAUGCCUUCGAUAUCGAAUGGCAAUUUAGGUUUGACGGUUUUUGGCGAUGCCAUCUAUGUGAAUGGUGUCUACAAUGGGUUCAAAGGUGAAAGCAGGCGUGCCCGGUUUCCAAAUUGGUUAAACAUAAGUGCCAAUAUUCAAGGGACACAAAGCGAUGACUUGAGCCAGGUUCAAAAUGUGACAUACAGCAUGAAUUUGUUAAAUGGCUACUUUCAGUGGACUCACAGGAUGGAUGAUCUUGGUGUUACACUCACGCAAAGAGUGUACGCACACCGUUUCUAUAAUAGAGCUUUAAUUUACGAAAUGAUUGUUGAACGUGAAACAUCGGAAGCUGCACUUACAAUAGAGCUAAGUCGGAAACCUGGCGCCCAUUCUGAUGCCAUUGACCUUGUCCCUGUGACACUGAACACCGACGACAUAGAAAUGGUUCAAGCUACUACCAGAGAAAUAGAAAACAAAGAGUUCCAAGCUAAUCGCACUCGAGUCUAUGUAGCAUUCAGUGAAAAUUUCGAGGACAACCAAAAUCAUUUGAAAAUCGAAAUAGGACAAAAUAUCCUAAGCCAUCGACAUGUGAUAACCAUGGACGCAGUUAAGCAGUUAGCUCUUGCAGAAAUAAGAGAAAUUCUAGCACAAAAUCAAAAACAGAUCUUUGAAAAGCAUUGCUCAAGUUGGCAAGAGUUUUGGAACCAAUUUCACAUAGAAGUUAAGCAUAACAUGGGGUUGUCGCAAAUCAUAAAUGCAGGCAUAUUUUACAUGACUAGUUCCUUGCCAUCAUUGAAGAGCAGAAGUGCCAACAAUCCCUUCUAUGGCUUAAGCCCGACGGGACUAAGUCGAGGUCAACUUGAUGAUGAUUAUGAAGGACAUAAUUUCUGGGACACUGAGAUAUGGAUGCUACCGGCUAUAACACAGAUGGAAAGUCAUUGGUCCGAGCAGUUAUUCAGCUACCGUCUGAACCAUUUAUCAGGAGCCACGUUCAAUGCCAAUCAUACAGGUUAUGCGGGAGCAAGAUUUCCCUGGGAAAGUGCCUUCACUGGCACUGAGGUCACAAAUCCAUGCUGUCCAGAGGUAGCUGAACAAGAAAUACACAUUUCUGCUGACAUAGCAGCAUCCCUGGAGGGGUUCUAUGCAACCACUUUUGAUCAUCAGUGGUUAUGUGGCACCGCCUGGCCUCUGAUUAGAGAAAUUGCUUCGUUUCUAUGCAGUCGGACAGAGUUGAAUGCCACCACCGGCAAAUACCAUAUCAAAAAUGUUAUGGGUCCAGAUGAAGACCAUGCAAAUGUUGACGAUAACGUUUACACAAAUGUUGUAUUCCAAAAGGCGCUGCGGUUUGCUAGCUAUGCUCAAAGUCAAUGUUCACCAGAGCUAUACCAAUCCUCUGUGGAUUGGUUGGAGCAGGCUAAUAAAAUGUUCAUUCCUUAUGAUGCUGCAAAGGACUAUCAUCCACAACAUGUUGGCUACAUGCCAGGGCAAGAAAUCAAACAAGCCGACACCAUCCUGCUGGGAUAUCCGUUGCAGUUCGAUAUGCAUAAUUCUACACGUUACAACGACCUGUUAACGUAUGAGAAUGUAACUCGCAAAUCUGGUCCAGCUAUGACUUGGUCAAUGUUCGCUAUAAAUUUUUUGGAUGUUGGAGACAAGAAGAAGGCCAUUCAAUUUUUCACCAGGGGUUAUGAAGAAUAUGUCCAUCCAGAAUUUAAGGUAUGGAGCGAAACUAAAAUCGGUCUUCAAGGAUCAGCGAACUUUCUUACGGGAAUAGGAGGCUUUUUGCAAUCGAUUAUAAAUGGAUUCGCAGGGAUAAGGUUCUAUUUGGAUACCAACAGUAAUACGACACAAAUGUUAAUUCGAGGUCCAACUUUAUUGCCAGAUACCAGCGAUUUCAAAGUUAAAGGUAUCAAAUUUGCCAACUCUACAUUUUCCUUACACGUUAGAAGAUUGGGACAGAAAAACAUAUUUAAAUGCCUGCAACUUGGAAAUCAAAAUCUGGAACUCGUUAUUGGUUAUAGUAUAAUUCCUCUGCAGUCGGGAUCAAAAAUUCAUUUUGAAAAAGAAAAAAUAAUCGUACGUACUACAAGAUGAUGACUGACUGCCUUUGGAGGCUUGAAAUCAUUCAAUUUAUUUUUUUUAGAAUAAAAUAUUUGCAUUAAAUGAUACAUUGUGUGAGACACAUGUAAUAAAAUAUGUUAUUUUAAUUUUUUUAA
This is a messenger RNA of Stomoxys calcitrans (stable fly), 2556 nucleotides long. RefSeq names its product protein-glucosylgalactosylhydroxylysine glucosidase. The transcript has 13 exons. Gene Ontology annotation, molecular function: catalytic activity. The coding region runs from base 242 to 2434 and encodes 730 amino acids. Gene Ontology annotation, biological process: carbohydrate metabolic process. The record is from RefSeq and is a predicted model, not a curated record. NCBI's taxonomy places the organism in Eukaryota, Metazoa, Arthropoda, Insecta, Diptera, Muscidae.